This is a messenger RNA of Callorhinchus milii (elephant shark), 1425 nucleotides long. RefSeq names its product hornerin-like. Lineage: Eukaryota; Metazoa; Chordata; Chondrichthyes; Chimaeriformes; Callorhinchidae. The coding region runs from base 1 to 1425 and encodes 474 amino acids. The transcript is spliced from 3 exons. The record is from RefSeq and is a predicted model, not a curated record.
AUGGACCCUACAGCCACUGUGCUCACGCUCUUUGUUCUCAUCAGCUUACAAAUUAUGACCCUGUCUUCAGAUCUCAAUGGGCAGAAAGCACAAGGCAGUGAGGAUCACCCCUAUGACACUAGUCAGCUCCUGAAAAGCAAUAGGUAUAACCCAUACAGUAACAGUCAGGCAGAAGGUAGUCAGGUAGAAGCAAGCAGUCAGACUGGACAAGGCAGCCAAUAUAGCACCAGUCAAGGAAUAAAAGGCAAUGGGUAUGAUCCAUACACCAAUGGACAGGAAACAGAAGGUAGUCAAUAUGACCCAUAUGACACUAGUCAAGGAAUAAAAGGCAAAGGGUAUGAUCCAAAUGCUAAUGAACAGGAAACACAAGGUAGUCAAUACAAUCCACAUGGCACAAGUCAGGGAAUAAAAGGCAAUGAGUAUGAUCCAUACAACAAUGGAUAUGACCCAUAUGGCAAUGGACAGGAAACACAAGGCAGUCAACAUGACCCAUAUGGCACUAGUCAGGGAAUAAAAGGCAAUGGAUAUGACCCAUAUGGCAAUGGACAGGAAACACAAGGCAGUCAAUACAAUUCAUAUGGCUCUAGUCAAGGAAUAAAAGGAUAUGGAUAUGAACCAUACAACAAUGGUCAGGAAAUACACAAGAGUCAAUAUGACCCAUAUGGCACUCAUCAUGGAAUGCAAGGCAAUGGGUAUGAUCCCUAUAACAAUGGACAAAAAUCUAAAUAUAACCCAUAUGACAUCAGUCAGGGAAUAAAAGGCAAUGGGUAUGAUCCAAAUGGCAAUGUAUAUGAUCCAAAUGGCAAUGCACAGGAAACACAAAGCAGUCAAUAUGACCCAUAUGGCACUAGUCAGGGAAUAAAAAGCAGUGGGUAUGAUCCAUAUGGUAAUGGUCAGAGAGAAGAAGCCAAUCAAUAUGAUCCAUAUGGUACGACUGAUGGACUGAAAGGCAGGCAAUAUGACCCAUAUGGCAAUAAUCAAGGCAAUGGAUAUGAUUCAUAUAGUAACAUUCAGACAGAGCAACUCAACCAAUAUGACAUUAAUGGGUUGGUGACAAAUACUCAAUAUGAUCCUUAUAGCAAAGGUCAAGGAGGGAAAAGUAAUACCUAUGAUCCAUAUGGAAAUGGACAAGAAACACAAGACACUAGUCAAGGAGUGAAAAGUAUUCAGCAAGACCAAUAUGGCAAUAUGGAAGAAACAAAAAUCAAUGAGCAAAAUGAUCAGCCAAUACAAAAUAGCAAAUAUGACCAAUAUGGCAAUGGGAAAGUUACACAAAGUACUGUCUACGACUCUGAUCUGAUCCAGAAUAUUGAUUAUAAUUAUAAACAUAGUCAGUAUGGAUCUAAUAGUCAAACUAAUGAGGAUAAUGGGAAAUAUGAGAGAUCUAGUCUGGUGUCAGAAUCAGAGAAGACAGCUGAGUUCUGA